AUGCUUCUAGUCUUAUUAUACGUUUCAAAAUUCAAACGUCUUCUCUUCACUUUCUCGCACAGCCUAAACUCUCAAAUUUGAAUCAAUGGAGGUUUCGGAGGUGCAAAGGCGAAGGGACGAAGAAAAUCGAUUAACUCUUGGGGAGAAACGAAAGCCGUCGUUUGAUUCUUCAGAUAACCCACAGAGACAACAUGAUUUCAGGUUAGCCAAAUGUCGGAAGCUCGACGGCGGCAACGAUUUCGGUCUCCAAGAAGGGAAUCGGAGGAAAGAAUCCGACACAGGAUCGAGUACUAGCGUAAAUUUCCGCGUCAAGCUCGAGAUCUGCUCUCCUGAUUCGUUUUCGGUGACGCCGGUUCAAGUGCAAGGGUUUCGAUACCCAGAAAAGCAAGACUGCCUUCGCCAAUUGAGCGAGAUUCUAUCUGAGGCGACUCCUUCACACUACACUCAAAAUCACGAUGGAGGCAAAGCCGGCGUUUAUAAGAUCAGAGAUUACAGUAUGGUUUCGGGAUGUCUAAAGAGGUCAAAGAUCGUCGAAGUUGAAGAGAUACCUUGGAUAACGUUUGCUGUUGUUGAGAAGCUUUCCAAGUCAUUCAUUUCUGGGAAAUGGGAGCCUUGCAAACCGGAACAUUUUACGGAGGAGAAGGUUGAAGAACUGAUUGAAAAUCUGCCAAGAAAGUUGGUGAAUUCGCUUUUGCCUUUCCAGCUUGAUGGUCUAAGAUUCGGGCUACGGAGAGGUGGCAGGUGUCUCAUUGCAGAUGAAAUGGGGCUUGGAAAGACACUUCAGGCCAUUGCCAUUGCUGGCUGCUUCAUAAGCGAGGGUUCCAUACUUGUUGUCUGUCCAGCGGUUUUGCGUUUCUCAUGGGCAGAAGAAUUGGAACGUUGGUUGCCAUUUUGUUUGCCUUCUGACAUACAUCUCGUUUUCGGUCAUCAAAACAAUCCUGCCUAUUUACCAAAAUGGCCAAAAGUUGUGGUUAUCUCAUACAAAAUGCUUCAGCAUCUUCGAAAGACCAUGCUUGAGCGAGAAUGGGCCCUCUUGAUACUAGAUGAAUCCCAUCACGUACGCUGCUCAAAGAAGAAGUCCGAACCAUCUGAAAUACAGACAGUCCUUGAUGUUGCUGAAAAGGUUAAACACAUAGUGCUGUUGUCAGGAACUCCUUCUUUAUCGAGGCCUGGUGUGCUGGGAAAAAGCAAGUAUGAGUUUGCGAAAACCUAUUGUGAAGUUGGCCUUGUCAGAGGUAUGCAGGGCAAAAUUUUCCAGGAUUUUUCAAAGGGUACUCGCUUACUGGAGUUAAACAUACUGCUAAGCCAAACAGUGAUGAUAAGAAGACUGAAGCAGCAUGUGUUAACACAGUUACCCCCAAAACGUAGGCAAAUUGUAACCAUACUACUAAGGAAGUCCGAUAUAGCUUUAGCAAUGGCUAUUGUCAGCGAGGCUAAUCAAAAAGCUAAUAAACAAAAUGCUGCUACAACAGAUGUAACAGAGAACACACAUGAACCUGAAGGUGUAGCUCAAAACGCUCAUGGAUUAAAUAAAGACGGACAUAUGAACGUAGAGGACUCGGAAGCACCUGACUCUGAUAAUAAUCAACUAUGUGGAAAACUCUCCCAUCAACAACUUGGUGUUGCAAAGCUUUCUGCCUUUCGUGAAUGGUUAUCCCUACAUCCACUUAUAUCGGGAUUGGAUUAUACCCCAGAAGAAAUUGAUGGAGACACAAGCUCAACUAAGAUGGUAAUUUUUGCACAUCACCAUAAGGUUCUGGAUGGAAUUCAGGAAUUUAUAUGUGAUAAAGGGAUUGGUUUCGUCCGCAUUGAUGGGAUGACUUUGCCAAGAGAUAGACAAUUGGCUGUACAGUCAUUUCAGUUUUCUAGUGAGGUGAAAGUUGCAAUAAUUGGCGUAGAAGCUGGAGGAGUUGGACUUGAUUUUUCAGCAGCGCAAAAUGUUGUGUUCGUCGAAUUGCCUAAAACACCGUCACUGUUGCUUCAGGCUGAGGAUAGAGCACAUAGGCGAGGCCAAACAAGUGCAGUCAAUGUUUAUAUCUUCUGCGCAAAGGAUACAAUGGACGAGUCAAAUUGGCAAAAUUUGAACAGGAAAUUGCACCGUAUUUCAUCUACCACUGAUGGAAAAUAUGAUGCGAAGACUGAAAUCGAAAUUGAAAGAGCACAUCUUUUCAACCCUGCUGAAGAAAGCAGUGAAAGAGAAGUUCUUGAAGUACAACCAUCACAAGCUAAUAGAGUAAUAGCUGAUAAGAUUGUUGAAAGCUGUGAAGAUCUGGGAUCGGAGACAGAUGUAUCAGAUACCAUUGAUCUCAAGGAUGACAUGAUUUCUCAUUUGGAAAUAUCAAAAGUCUGCCCUUUUGUUGAAAGUGAUUCGGAGUCCGAGAAGAGGUCGCCUGGUACCAUUUCUUCUACUAUGUUAGACCAGGAAAACCAAGAAAAUCAUCAGCCUAAAAAUCUUAUUACUGAUGAUGAGCUUGUAAAAGAGAAUGAUUCCAAUUCCUAUUUUCCACUCGUAGAUUCUCUGCGCUUUGAGGUGAGCCAAAACACUGGAAGAAUUCAUUUGUAUUCUUGCAUUCCUGGGAAAGAUCCACGACCACGACCUCAAUUCCAGAACUUCCGACCAGAGGAGAUUGAAGCAAGCAAUUCAAGUCCGGGUAUCAAUAAAGAAAAAACUCCUGAAUCCAUUACGGACGAUCCGGUUCAUGUGCUUGCGAUUUUAGAAUUCAUGAAAGAGUGGAAAGCAUUACGGCCAAUCGAAAAGCGGAAACUACUUGGAAAGCCUUUGCAACUACCUUUAUCACUGGAGUUAAGUUACUUGAGUGAAAGUGCCAGUCAUAGCAGUGAGGGAUUGCUCAGGGGAGGGAGCAAAAGACGAAAUACACCCUUUUCAGAGAUCAGUUUUACUUUACCUCCAGAUGCAGUGUGGAAAAAGGUCAACCUUCGAAGUGGCUACCAAAAAAAGGAAAAGGAAUACACCCAAGGUUGGAGUAUGAGCAACGAACCACUCUGUAAACUCUGUCAAAAGCCCUGCAAGGGAAACAACUCCAAAGAGCCCGAGUAUUUUGAGGAUCUUUUCUGUGAUCUUGCGUGCUAUGAAAGUUAUCGGACAAGAACAAGCGGCAGAUAUAUUCGCCAGGUUCGUCCUGGCAACUCUUUCCUUACGCUCGAAACCCUGGUUAAUGAUCCAACCGAGGGAAAUGCAUGGCAUGCGGAUCAUAUCAUUCCAGUGUACCGAGGUGGAGGCGAGUGCCGGCUAGAGAAUAUGAGGACGCUUUGUGUCGCUUGUCAUGCCGAUGUCACUGCAGGUCAAUGCGCAGAACGUAAACUGAUACGGUCCAAAGCCAGGGAGCAACUCAAAAACACUUUAAAGGAACUCGGAAACAAUACAAACCAAACAAAUCUCUUGGCUGAGGAAAGAAAGGAGACUGAUUGUUCGGUUGCAGUGAUCAACGAAGAGGAAGACGACGAGCUUCUGGUUGAAGUUCCAGGCAGUUCAUACUCUAUAGAUCAGAAAAUCAGUCCUGCCUCAUAAAAAUCAUCUUGAGUUUUCAGUAAAUUGGCCUCUCAAUGACAAAACAUUUUAUAGAGAAGAAACUGUAAUGAUUUUUGAAGAUUUGAUAUUCCGAAGCAAAGGUGUUUGUAUCUGUAUGACUCAGUUCUCAGGUUUGCUUGAAAUGGAAGCUUCCUUCUUUUCUCGGCA
Molecule: messenger RNA, 3697 nt
Organism: Thlaspi arvense
Lineage: Eukaryota; Viridiplantae; Streptophyta; Magnoliopsida; Brassicales; Brassicaceae
Source: the annotation of a GenBank genome assembly